This is a messenger RNA of Castor canadensis (American beaver), 1646 nucleotides long. It is a transcript of the gene Insyn1, whose product is annotated as inhibitory synaptic factor 1. Gene Ontology annotation, cellular component: postsynaptic density. Gene Ontology annotation, biological process: inhibitory postsynaptic potential. NCBI's taxonomy places the organism in Eukaryota, Metazoa, Chordata, Mammalia, Rodentia, Castoridae. The record is from RefSeq and is a predicted model, not a curated record.
GCCCGCCGUAGGGAGCCUUGGGGGCCCCCCAACCUCGUUCUUGGGGCUUGGCCCCCGACGCUGCUUGGGAGGAAGGCCGGUGCCCCCACCCUCGGGGGCUGCCCUCCUCCAAUCCACCUCCCUCUCCAGAGCCGCCCACAUCUGGAGCCCCCUGCACAUCUGGAAGACCCUGGCCACCUUCCCUCUGCAAGUGUCACUUGCAUCCAGAGACCUCUGCCUUUGCUACUGCCCAGGAGUUGUGGAGGGGUUACCUACCGCUGCCAUCCCCCAUCCCAAGGACACCUCUUACCCUUACUCCCUGCAGAGUCAUCCCCCUGCCUCGGUGCCCAGGCCCAGGCAGAGAUCAGCUCUGAACACCCACAGGCACUUCAAGUCCUGGAGGCCACUCCUGGGACCAAACGCCCCUCCCCCUGCCCUCCUGUGUCCUCACCUUGACCCCCUCUUGUCAGACUCCGUCUCCCUCUGGGUGUUCCAUUCCCCACCCAGAGGCAGAGAGGGCGGAGUGGCAGGGGCCAGGGGCUGGGUGAGGGCCGCCCAGGGCCAGGGUGGGCUGGGGGGCCGUUAAGAUGUGGAGCUCUGCCCGGUCGAGGGGGGCUCCGUGGAGGCAGACGCAGCGUGUGCCCGGGUGGGGGAAGUAUGGGCAGGCCUGCGGCCACGUGGUGAAGGAUGAACAUUCGGGGCGCCCCGGACCUCGGGCAGCCCAGUGACGACCCCAGCGGUGGUGGCGAGCGGGAGCGGAUCCGACAGCGCAUGAAGAUGGUCAUCGGGCAGUUGGAAGGCAUCCUUCGAGAGCUCAAAGAGGUGGCCAAGGAGUUGAGGGAGGUGGUGAGCCAGAUCGACAAACUAACCUCAGACUUUGACUUUGAACUGGAGCCGGACGACUGGACCACAGCCACUGUGAGCAGCACCUCUAGCAGCGACAAGGCAGGCGUGGGUGGCCCCUUUGACCUGGGCCACCUGGACUUCAUGACAGCUGAUAUCCUCUCAGACAGCUGGGAAUUCUGCUCCUUCCUAGACAUCUCCACUCCGUCAGACUCCAUGGAUGGCCCUGAGUCCUCGAGGCCAGGGGCCGGCCCUGACUACCGGCUAAUGAAUGGUGGCACCCCCAUCCCCAACGGGCCGCGAGUGGAGACCCCUGACUCCUCCAGCGAGGAGGCCUUCCACGCUGGCCCUGCAAAGGGCCAGGUACCUCAGCGGACCCCAGGGACUCGGGAGAGGGUACGAUUCAGUGACAAAGUGCUCUACCAUGCUCUGUGCUGUGAUGACGAGGAAGAGGAUGGUGAGGAGGAAGCAGAGGAGGAAGAGGUGGGCCUGCCUCCUGAGAUGCCCCACACGGAGCCUCACAUGGGCCCCCUCAAGCCCUCCCCAGCCCCCUACAAGACCAGACGCUCUCCACUGACUGGCCGCCACUCAGGCCCCCCGUUGGCCCCAGAACAGACCCGAAGGGUCACGAGGAACAGCAGCACCCAGACGGUGUCAGACAAGAGCACGCAGACGGUGCUGCCCUACACGGCCACUAGACAGAAAGCCAGGGAGAAGAACUAGGGGGUGGGGGAGGGGCUGAGGGCACAUAGAGCUAUAAAUAUAUAUAUAUACAUAUAUAUAUAUUUAUCAAACACAGUCAUAAUAAAAUUUCCAAAUGCUAA